ACCCACUGCUGAUACACCAACCAAGAAGAGCCAUGUCGGGGGUACGCAUCAACGAAGUUCUUCCUUUUCUGAUACUUUUUAUUGUGACAAUUGAUGCAGGCGUGUCUAACAAGAAAGCUGAACCAAGUACAGAAUGUCUUGGAGAUUGGGGAAACUACUACAAUGGCAGCUGUUAUCUCGUACUAGAUGUAAAUUAUAACUUAAGGCAGCCCAACAAGGUUGCCAUGGAGAUCUGCGAGGAGAUGGGCACAAAACUGAUGAGUGUAGAGACACGAGAAGAAGUUAAUCAGCUAGGCAUUUAUAUCAAUAAUACUCUUAAGAUUGGUCGCUUCAGGGAAUUCUGGAUUGACAGAUGGUAUGGGGAAAGACUCGAUGGGUAUCCUGAAGAGUGCUUCAUACUUACAAACUGGAAUAAUCGUUUUGGAGACACGUCCAUCUAUUCACAGGGUAGAAAGUCUUGUUCGCAACCACGUAACUGGAUAUGUAAAGGAGACAUCGAUCACGUCAAUGACUAUGUUCAAAUGGAGCAACUAAGGCAGAACAUCAGAGUUCUCUCAAAGCAAAUAAUGUCUCAGAACCUUGCCUUUGAGGAACGUAUCCGCUCAGAGGGAGACUCUGGCUUGAAGCAAGUAAGGCACACAUUAUCUGGCAGUCGGACGUACCACUCUGAAACCCACACCGGAAACAAGAUGGCCGCUAUGCAUGAUCAUUCUAAUAAUAUCAGAACAGUUGGACUAGGUGAGUUUUCUGCAGUUUUGAAUGGAGUUGAGUUUCGCACAAGACACAAUGACUUCAGAAUGAACAUGCCAAGUCGUACAGAUCCAAGCUAUGGUGCUAUGGAAGAUGUCCCAUUUCCACCUGUGCCACCAAGUGUAUUGAAUAAGCCUGAUCUGCAGCAACAGCUGGAUGAGAUGCGUGAAUACUUUCGUGCCUGGGGAAACCAAGACACAAACAUACGUGACUAUAGACCCUACUUCAAACCGGUGCUCUGUUACCUCGAGGGUCAGUGGACAAACACUGGGGAAGAUAUUGAUGAGCCCUUUUAUAGUGAUCGCCACUUCUUGGAUGCCGCCACUUGGAGGGAAUUGGAACAGAAGGUUAGGUUCACCUCAUAUACCGGAAGCAAGAGCUUGAAGGAGAAUUACUCUUACCUCCCAGCUCGUAUACAGAAGCUGUUCAAUGACACCUUCCCUAUCUUCGUCCAGUGGAACUACCGCAUUGCUUGCCACCCAAUUAGCCGAGACAUUCCAUUUAACAGGUUUCGAAUGGUGGAUGAUGUAGCUUCUCGAAUGGCCUUCAAGAAGACAACGGCACAACACGCUAUGACAAGAGCUGCUCGUUUUGAACUGAAUCAGUGGGACGAGAACAAUUGGAGAGACGAUGGUGUGUUUUGGCGGCGAACUGGUUUACUUGAUCAGCUAAUGUCUGAGAUCCCUGGCAGGGACAACUACAUGGCCGAUCUUGUAGAUAAUGCCUUUGGCAUACCCGCUGAGGGGAUGGAAUCUGGAUCUGGACCAAUUAAUGCAGGAUUUUACCACAGAUGGUACAAAACUGCUGUAAACGACGCUAUGGGUGUUGGUGUGCGUUCACGUGGUUAUUCUGAUAGUACCGUAUUUAUGGCAAUGACCAAUCAGUCAAAAGUCGCUUCUAUGGAGCUGGACGACGAAUGUAAUGCACAUCUGGGAGUUGUCACAUGCAAACACUACAGCCAGCGCUGGAGCUACGCCAUUCCUCUUGAAAUUAUCUACCUCACUCCCCUUAACGCGUGGAAUCCUUAUGACCUCGAAUACAAGGGGAAUGCAUGGACCCCCUACGGAAGAAAGGUAGAAGCAGGUGGAAGAAAUGGCGGCACUGCACUUAAUAAGGCGUAUAACGGAACCAACAGCAAGGUGUAUUAUCUUACUCCACAGGAGUUUUUCACUGGAGAUACAAUAGGCAAAGACCCAGCUGAUACUGCAAGGGGUUCUGCUGGUGUCUUGGAUAAGCAAGGCGUGGUCCGAGCUGUUAGAGCAUCGGGGAUGCGAAUAUUCUUUCCAAAUAUUCCCGGUGUUGGAACGUUGCGGCAACGUUGGCCCAUAAUGCCUGUACACGGUGAAGGAAGUGCAGUUUGGAAAGAACUUGAAGCAAUCAAGGACAUUUUAUUCAAUCCACAGAAGUAUCGGCAUAUGUACCCGGAUGGAGGUAAUGUGGUGCCACCUGUUGACGGGGAUCUGACACUACAAGUGGCUUAUACGACAAGUGAUCCACCAGGACCACAUAGUCACAUAGUGACUUUGACCGAACAACAGGCCCAAGAUGUCCGUAAUGGGCAGUCAGUGGUUGCGUUUACAAGUGAAGACAACAGCCACCAGCACCAAAUAACGAUACGCUACCAGACCAACCCAUCGAGCUACUUUAUAGCAAAAUGUGAUGGAGUAGAUACUUGUUGGGACCGUCACGCACCCACGCUUACGGUCGUCUCAGCUUAUGAUACUGCACUUUAAAGGAGACAUCGAACUCAUCUAAGAAUCAAGUAAUUUCACCGACGCUGUUCUGAACUUAGAGAAAUACAACAUGAGUACUCCACCAUGCAUGAUUUGCCAUU
Molecule: messenger RNA, 2584 nt
Organism: Owenia fusiformis
Lineage: Eukaryota; Metazoa; Annelida; Polychaeta; Sabellida; Oweniidae
Source: the annotation of a GenBank genome assembly